AAAAGUGGCCUGGUUGAGUUGGCGGUAAAUGAAAUAAUCACCAGCCUCAAAGCACACCUACCCAUAGAUGUGGCCAUCGCCCUUUGCGCAGAGACGGGAUACGCCUGCUUGUCUCAAGAUGCUAAGAAGCACCGUUGUAUGGACUGCCAACCCUGUGCCUAUUACGUUCUGCUGAACCACUUUACACAGCGCAAUACUGAGGCUCUCGUAAAAUGUAUUCGGCUCACCUUGGACUACUUCAAACGCCAACUUCAAGCAAGCAUCAGUCAUUUUGGCCGUGAUACCGACUCUACCACCUCAUCUACAAUAACCGGAAUGGGCGGCCCUUCUGCUGGAUCUCAGAUUAAUGGCUCAGGUUCUAGUGGUUCUGGUCCAAGUGGAGAAAUUGGUGGUGGAGGCCCAAGCCUAACUAGCGGUGCUACCGGGCCUGGCGUUGGCAUUGCGGGAGUGGGUUCAGGUAGUGGAAUGGGAGGAGCAGGUGGUGGAAGCUUGAGUACAUCAGGGCCUACUGGCGUAUCUGUCGCUGGUGGAGUCACAAGUGGUGGUGGCUCCCUGUUGACCAUGUCCUCUACAAUAGGCUCCGGCCUUCGUAGCGAUAAGCGAGUGCCUCUAUUCAAAGGACAGCUCGUGCUAUCUAUCCCGAAUGUGUUAACGCGACCGAGCCUUGACGAGUUUCAAGUUGGCCUAAAUAAGGCGAUAAAUUGUAUCCUGCGGAUGACCGAAUCAAUUGAACCCUGGAAGCACAUGCUUCUUAAUCAUAGACAGCAACAAAAGGUGAGUUUAUAA
Molecule: messenger RNA, 786 nt
Organism: Protopolystoma xenopodis
Lineage: Eukaryota; Metazoa; Platyhelminthes; Monogenea; Polystomatidea; Polystomatidae
Source: the annotation of a GenBank genome assembly